Messenger RNA from Procambarus clarkii (red swamp crayfish), 1233 nucleotides. NCBI's taxonomy places the organism in Eukaryota, Metazoa, Arthropoda, Malacostraca, Decapoda, Cambaridae. The record is from RefSeq and is a predicted model, not a curated record.
AUGGAACGACUGGGGAAGGAACGACUGGGGAAGGAACGACUGGGGAAGGAACGCCUGGGGAUGGAACGAUUGGGGAAGGAACGACUGGGGAAGGAACGACUGGGGAAGGAACACCUGGGGAAGGAACGACUGGGGAAGGAACACCUGGGGAAGGAACACCUGGGGAAGGAACGACUGGGGAAGGAACGACUGGGGAAGGAACGACUGGGGAAGGAACGCCUGGGGAAGGAACACCUGGGGAAGGAACGACUGGGGAAGGAACACCUGGGGAAGGAACACCUGGGGAAGGAACGACUGGGGAAGGAACGACUGGGGAAGGAACGACUGGGGAAGGAACACCUGGGGAAGGAACGACUGGGGAAGGAACACCUGGGGAAGGAACACCUGGGGAAGGAACGACUGGGGAAGGAACGACUGGGGAAGGAACGACUGGGGAAGGAACACCUGGGGAAGGAACACCUGGGGAAGGAACGACUGGGGAAGGAACACCUGGGGAAGGAACACCUGCGGAAGGAACGACUGGGGAAGAAACACCUGGGGAAGGAACGCCCAGACCUCUCACCUUCCCGUCAAUGUUCACAAAGUGUGGUAAAGAAACAGUGUUCACAAAGUGUGGUAAAGAAACAGUGUUCACAAAGUGUGGUAAAGAAACAGUGUUCACAAAGUGUGGUAAAGAAACAGUGUUCACAAAGUGUGGUAAAGAAACAGUGUUCACAAAGUGUGGUAAAGAAACAGUGUUCACAAAGUGUGGUAAAGAAACAGUGUUCACAAAGUGUGGUAAAGAAACAGUGUUCACAAAGUGUGGUAAAGAAACAGUGUUCACAAAGUGUGGUAAAGAAACAGUGUUCACUAAGUGUGGUAAAGAAACAGUGUUCACAAAGUGUGGUAAAGAAACAGUGUUCACUAAGUGUGGUAAAGAAACAGUGUUCACUAAGUGUGGUAAAGAAACAGUGUUCACAAAGUGUGGUAAAGAAACAGUGUUCACUAAGUGUGGUAAAGAAACAGUGUUCACAAAGUGUGGUAAAGAAACAGUGUUCACAAAGUGUGGUAAAGAAACAGUGUUCACAAAGUGUGGUAAAGAAACAGUGUUCACAAAGUGUGGUAAAGAAACAGUGUUUACAAAGUGUGGUAAAGAAACAGUGUACAAAGUGUGGCAAAGAAACAGUGUUCACAAAGUGUGGUAAAGAAACAGUGUUUACAAAGUGUGGUAAAGAAACAGUGUUCACAAAGUGA